Mangifera indica (mango) is the source of this 2131-nucleotide messenger RNA. Its product is annotated as zinc finger protein VAR3, chloroplastic. The record is from RefSeq and is a predicted model, not a curated record. The transcript is spliced from 8 exons. Gene Ontology annotation, molecular function: mRNA binding. Lineage: Eukaryota; Viridiplantae; Streptophyta; Magnoliopsida; Sapindales; Anacardiaceae. The coding region runs from base 181 to 1590 and encodes 469 amino acids. Gene Ontology annotation, cellular component: cytoplasm.
AAGAAAAACUCAAAGGGCAAAGUGUAAAUUUCUGAAAAAGGGCGUGUAAUUGUGAUAAACUCCCGAUUAAGUUUAUGAUUUUCCCCUUAAAACCCUAGGUAAAACCCAGCUACCAUCUUCUUCAAAACUCUCAAAUGCCCACAUAAGCUUCAGCUUCAUCUUCUCCAAUCGCUCAACACAAUGUCAGCGACAAGAUUAUUACUCUUCACAACCUUCCCACUUCGUACUCAUACGCAUAAACCCCUCUCUCUAAUUACUCCACUUGUCCUCUCCCAACGCCUCAAUUUCUCCUCCCUCCGGUUCCACCGGUACUGUUCCUCCGUUGCGGUGGAUACUGCCGCGGUAGGUGACACAGAUUCCGCAAAAUUCCCUCCGCAUCACCCGUGGCCCGAGUGGGUCAGUUUCGUUGACCGGUUGAAGGCUAAGGGUUACUUCGAGGGCGAGAACAGUUCUAAUGAUGAGAGUGCUAAUGUUUAUAGGGACAUGAAUUUGGUCAAGGACGCUUGUCUCAGCUUCGCUCGUGACCGUUACGAUGUCUUUAAAUCAUUGCCUGUGGAAGAUGUUCAAAAAGUGGUAGAGCAGGGAUGUCCUAAUCUUUUACGUAAAGCUGUAAAUUCAGCAAAAAGGUUGAGAGCUUAUGCUCGGCUUGAUGAAGGAGAUGUUUGCAGUGCAUGUACUUUGCGAGGUUCAUGUGAUAGAGCUUAUGUAAUAUUAAAGGAUUCUGAAGUAGAUGCACGUACUGUAGACAUAGUACGAAUACUAUUGUUCUAUGCAUUAGAUCCACUUGUUAUUUCAGGAGGGGAUAAACCUGCUGGUAGAGAGCUUGUCGAUUUGUCUGUGAAGAAACUGUUUUCGGAGUUGAUCAAAUUGAGUGAGACAGCUCCUGAUCCAUCUCUCCCAAAGCCUCCUUCAAAACCUGCUUCAAAACCUGCUCCAAAACGUGUCCAUCGAAAGGAACAAAUCAAUUUCGUAGAGGAUCAAUUAUUACAAGAUAUUGAAAUGAAAAGAGGCGAUUGGAUGUGUCCCAAAUGCAAUUUCUUGAACUUUGCUAGAAAUGCAAUAUGUCUAAAAUGUAAGGAAGAUGGUCCUAAAGGCACUAGUGGUGAUCACAUUGAAAUGAAGAAUGGAGACUGGAUCUGCUCUGAAUGUAGUUUCGUGAAUUUUUGGAAAAAUAUUCAAUGUCUAAAGUGCAAAGCAAAGGGGCCAAAGAUGCUUGCUAUGAAAGAGGUAGAAAUGAAGAAAGGAGAUUGGAACUGCCCUCAAUGCAAUUUUAUGAAUUUUUCAAGAAAUGUACAAUGUCUAAAGUGCAAAGCAGAGGGUCCAAAGAGGCCUGCUAUGGAUGAGGUAGAAAUGAAGAAAGGAGAUUGGAGCUGCCCUCAGUGUUUUUUCAUGAACUUUGCUAGCAAUAAAAAUUGUUUGCGUUGUCGUGAGCCACGGCCUAAGAGAGUGCUAAAGCCUGGAGAUUGGGAAUGCCCCUCGUGUGAUUUCAUAAAUUAUGGGAGGAAUAAAUUCUGCCUAAAGUGCAACUCUGAGCCCCCGAAAAAAGAUUCAACCGAGUACGAAGAGCAGAUAUGGAGGAGUCCUCAGUAAAAGAUGCAAUAGCGAAUGCCUGAUAAUUCACACAUGAAGCUGAUUGUAUGGCUUUCUCUGGACAACAUAAUUACCAAACCAUGUAACAUGGACUUUGACGUUUCUCAUGGUUAGUAUUCUACAGCGAGGGAAGGAUGGUGGACUCUCCCUAAUCCCUAUGACCUGUUCUAUAUAAUGAUGUUUUAAACCCUACAUGGUUUCAACAAUUUUGUGAUUUAGGUCUCUGUUAGUGCUAUUUUAGCUUCGCUAGUUUGUCAUGCCUAAGUUUAUGAGAGGAAAAUGGAAAUUUAAUGGGAGUAACGUUACCACCCACAAUAGCCGAUGAUUGGUUUCCAGGCUUCCCUUUCCCUUUUUUGGAAGCCCUCCAAAAGCAACGCUAUGGCUAUCACUAGGCAAACGUUACCCUAGUAUUAUUUGUAGAAGAUUCUUGGUUUGGUGGCUGCCGAUGAUUGGUGAAUGUAUAGAACAAAAAUGGUUUUCCAUUAGUCAUAACAUCAUCCUUAAUAUGAAAUGGAGGAAUGAUCUAUUGUUUUGUCCUCAA